Adineta ricciae is the source of this 705-nucleotide messenger RNA. The record is from the annotation of a GenBank genome assembly. Lineage: Eukaryota; Metazoa; Rotifera; Eurotatoria; Adinetida; Adinetidae.
AUGAGUGUUCCUUCACCGGUGAUUAUUUGGUGUGAUGUCAGUUUCGAAACUGACGGUAGUUAUCAAUCAAUGAAAGAUGAAUUCAAUGAAAUAACUACUGGUACACCCAAGCAAGACCCAGACGCUAUGGACGUGUCUAUUUUGAACGAAGAGAUGAGAGAGUUCCAUUCAAACAAUGUUCCACUUGUGUUUGUUCGAACGAUUGACGAUGCUACAAAGAAAAUUAACGAGCAUAUCAAUGACAAAGUCUUUAUUAUUUGCUCAGGUACAAUCGGUCGUGCUCUCGUACCAAUUAUUGCUCAAAAACAUCUUACUGUGCAUGACAUUUACAUUUAUACACAUGACUUUGCAUUGCACGCAGAUUGGGCGAUGAUGUAUGUACAAAUGAUCAAGAUGUUUGAUUUUCAUACCAGUCUGUUAAUUCGACUCACACAUGACAUUUCUAAAUGGCACAUUGAACAAGGGAAAUCGUAUUUACAACUCAAUGAUUCGAUUUCUGCGUUAAAAUAUUUCCAACAGGCUCAUAAGCUGGAAACAGCAGCAAAUAAACGCGGGGAAACGGAUUGGAAUUUACCAGGAACAGCAACACGCCUUCAUCCAACUGCUUUUCUCACGUAUCUCAAACAGCUCGAAGGCGAACAUGGAUUGAUUGCACAAGCAGAAAACGCUAUACGUGCUCGAGGACUUCCAGUUCAAAACUCUUAA